Messenger RNA from Peronospora belbahrii, 1398 nucleotides. Lineage: Eukaryota; Oomycota; Peronosporomycetes; Peronosporales; Peronosporaceae. The record is from the annotation of a GenBank genome assembly.
AUGGAACGUAUUUACUCAGCCUUAUUUACAUCUGAGAUUCGUUGUGAGCCAUCAAAACUUACAGCAGCGGCGCUUGAGUUGCACAACGAAAAGCAAAAGACGCCGAAGCAGUUACCGCGCAUUAACGACGGAGGCAAACAACAGUCUGAAGCCUACAGUAGACGGGAAGAAUCUCUUGCUGAGGCGAAACGACAUGCAGCUGCCAGGCGUGAGGAAUUGCGCAAAAUGACGCUGGAUUGGAUGAGCGUCAGGAAAGACCUCAAGGCGGCGUGUCAAGCUGCGGUGAGAGCUUUUGUUUUGGCGUACGGUUCCAAGGCUUUUACUGCAGUGCUUUUAGCUUCAAGGAAAUGGAGCAGUCUGGAGUACGGAUACGCUGAUGCUGCAAGGCUUCUGUUGAGGAAAGAUACAAUUCGAUUUGGCAUUUUUUCUGGAAGUUUAGUGGGGAUCUUUCGAGUCACUGAACUCGUGACAAGGGCCGCUCGAGGCGGUAAAAGAGAUGCUGUUAAUUUGGCAAUUUCAGGAGCAGUGGCUGGAUUGACACUACUGCUAGAUUCGCCUUCAAGGCGCAGUACCAUCGCGCUGUACAUUUUUGUACGUAUGCUGGAUGUUGUGUUUCGCUACUUGGUGUCAAUUGGUGUUUUGCCGACGUGGCGAUACUCGUCGGAAGUGUUAUUUGCGAUGAGUAAUGCAGCGAUUAUGUAUGCAUUUGUGGUGGAUCCGAGUUUAUUGCCCAGGGGCUAUUACCAGUGGAUUUGUCGAAUUGGCGCUGUGAAUCACCAUGGAUUGGAGUACACGGUCCGUCAGCGAAUGCGAGGCCAACUAGACGCCCACGGAAACCCCUUGCCAUUUCGCCGAUGCCAACCACACUAUCACAUGGAAUCAUGCGUGACGCACGCCAUCAAGGAAUGGAUCAACGGAUUGGGGCGGUCAAUGCAAAUUUACCUUCCUGUGCACUUCCUCCCCGCAAUGUUUUUUCGCUUCCAGUACCUUCAGGAAGCUCCAUUGUCUACAAUUGCACGGAUUUCCUACGCAGCGCUGUGCUCUUCCGCGUUUCUUACGUCGUAUCAGACGAUAGCAAAACUGUUCGUUUGCACGGCUCGCAAUGCUUUCCACCGAGACUAUACCGCCACGUCACUUGCAGCUGGAGUUGCAACAGGUAGUUCUCUGUUGUUCGAGCAUACGAAGCGCCGCUUUGAACUCAUGUUAUAUUGUUUUCCACGCGCACUUGACAUCGUGUGGCAACUUUUGAAGCGCCGAGGUAUCAUUCGAUAUGUGAAGCACGGCGAAGUAGCGCUUUUCUGUCUCUCAAUGUCGCUCAUCAUGUCUAGCCCGGCCCGUUAUUUCAAACCGACUUAUCUCCAGAUUCUGCGGUUCAUUUUUGGAAGCGAUAUCAUUUGA